This is a messenger RNA of Xyrichtys novacula (pearly razorfish), 11381 nucleotides long. The record is from the annotation of a GenBank genome assembly. NCBI's taxonomy places the organism in Eukaryota, Metazoa, Chordata, Actinopteri, Labriformes, Labridae.
CAAAUUUCCCUUGAGGGGGAUUUGUAGCUAACUGUACAUAUGCUCCACUUUUAGUGUUAACCUCUUUCCAUGAAACCCAUUCAGCACAAAACAGAUAAACACACGGAGAGUUCAAUGCACACUUAAAUGCAUGCACACACGAAUGCACACACACACACACACAAACGUCACGCUGCAGAGGCCAGCGCACCCAACUCUACCUCAACUCGACUCAAAAUUCUGCUGUUCAAGCAACAAGCUCCUCCCGCCCGAAAGAGAAGCAGAGACGUCAAUCACCCUUCAAAGGCCCGUCAAUCACUCUGAUGGACUGAUCGGAAUUCCGCGACGCUCUCGGUUUGUGCGUUGGCAUUCUUGAAACGCAACGCUGGCUGGUUUGAUUAAUCAUUGCUGCCUGAGCGGUCGAUACAAGAGGCUGAUUCGGCCCGAGGAGCAGGACGCGUCCACAACCGUGUGCACUUGGAGCUUGUCCCUCAGAAACACAGUCUUAUGGUUCUCAUGGAUGGAGAUUUACAGUAAGACAAAUAUAUAAACAUUAUAUCUUAUAUAUCAGAGUCUAAGGUUAACGCCCGCUGAGAGGAAGAGCAGUUGGAUUCUUCCAGCUCCUUGUAUCCACCUUUACUGAGUUAAGGAGAGAAGUAUAGGAAAAGACUUUUCAGACUUUGAGUACACUCAUUAACCAACUUCCUCUCUUGUCUCUUAAACUGUACGAGUCUUUAGUGUUGCAUUAAAAAUAGAAGUAUAAUUCAGGUUAGAUAAUGCUCUUCCUUCCCUCCAACACUUUCUCAAACAUCCUCAAAGUAUUUCCGAUCUCAGCGGCACAACAAACAGCAAAGGUAACAGGAAACGUCCUCAAAGGACUCCAGCCCAGUUUUGAGAUUUUGAUGUAUUACUCCAUGACCGAGCUGCUGCUGCUUUUGAAGACUCAGAGUGAGAACAGAAGCUUCGGGUAUCAUUUCAUGUUUGGACAGUUUGUUUGUCUUCCACAUGCAGCAUCUGCUCAGCUCCUCCUCAUGUUUGUAUUGUGUCUAGAAAGACUCAAAAGGCAACAUAUGAGUAUAAAGAGACCACACACCUGCCAGACUGUUCAGAGAGAAGAUUCGUCUGACAGCCAAAGUCCUCCUGAAAUCUUCUCUGAUAGACACAGUGCAGUUCCUGUAACCUAAUCCGAUGUAAGACCUGGAUCUGUUAGAGUUUGCAGAGCGUGCAGACUAAAUAUCUUUACCGCUGUUUCUUUUAAAGGACCAACAUCUGACAACAUUUGACGGACAAAGAUCUUGGUGAUCUUGCGGGGUCACUGACAGGCCCUCGAAAUCUCCUAUGAGGAAGCUUCAGACCCUUUUAGAGGUUUUGGGGUGAACACAUUAACCAGCAUGAGUUGUUUUAGACUUGUUCUGGACAUCAGCAGGUCUUUCUGAGUCUUUGAUUCUCUGGUACUAAGGUUGUCCCUCAGAUAAAUCAGAUGCAGAUCAGACUACCUGACUCUCUUGGAUUGAUGAUUUGAGGGCCAGAUUUUUCCACCUUCCUGAUCAGAGCUGGCCCAAGGUAUAAGCAAACUAAGCAUCUGCUCAGGGCCCUGCGGCCAAUAGGGGGCUUACUUAGACUUAGUUCCUCCCAUUCCUAUUGGAACAUUGGGCGAUGAGUCUCCACCAUUUGCUCCGGUCCCCAGCGACCCUUCUUGCUCCAUGCCAGCUGACUCCCAUCUCGCUCAGGUCUUCCUUGGCUGUUUGUCUCCAUGUCUUCUUUGGCCUCCCUCUGUCGCCACACUUGCCGGUCUCUCUCUCUUGGCAGUCAGAGUCCAUGUCCGGUCAUUCUCUUUCACUCAGAGACGAUGUCAGACAAGGGUGCUACACCUGCUCUUCUCAUCACCUCUUCAUCAGUGAUGUGGUCUCUCCAUGAGAUCUUUAGGAUGGAUCUGAGGCAUCGUCAAUGGAAGACAUCCAACUUGUUGGUGAUGCUGAUAGUCUUUGUCCACGUCUCACAUGCGUAGGUCACUGUAGGGAUGACCACUGACAUAUAGAGGCAUAGCUUUGUGGCCGUGAUGAUGGAUUUCGAUGACCAGAUGUUCCAGAGUUGUUGGAAGACUCCUGCAGCUUUGCUGAUUCUGGUCUGUACGUCUUUCUCCACGUCUCCAGUAUUUGAGAUGUUGCUUUCGAGGUAUGUGAAGUUCUUGAUGAACUCUAUGUCUUGUUCGCGUAUGGUAGGUGGUGGAAGGUGUUGAUGUUGUGGGACGGCACCCCAAGAGCAAUCAAAAAAUAUAUACAUGUAUUUUUUUUUUUUUUUUUUGCAGGUAUGAGUGAUGCUUUCUGUAUGACCAAAUACAUAUUAUUGUUAAAAUAAAAUACAGUAAAAACAUUUUAGUGCUGCUGUUGAUGUAGGUCUAUGAUUCUUACUGCCAAUAUGUCAAAGCUCUGCUACAGUUAUGUACCUCCUGCUGUGCAAUGUGCACUGAGCAUCCAAAGAGCAGGUAGUUGUGGGGCAAAACAAUGUUGCAAAAAAGGACAUAUCCUUCAGGAGCAGAGAAAGAAAGAGGAAGAAGAGAAAAAAACACCAAGAUGAAGGUCUGUUUGCAUUUCAGGGAAUGUUAAUCAAAGAGAUUUGUGAAGGUGUGUGUGAAUGAGGCUUGGACCGGCUUUGUUCCUGAUAGAAACACAGUUAAAGUUCUUCUCAGUAUGUUUUUCACUUCUGUUCGAAAAGUUAUCCUGCUUGAUUGGAAAAUAAAAAAAAACCUUUUGUAAAUAGGAGUUCAGGCAAGUGGCAACAAGGGAAAUUACCUGACUGUCCUCCCGCUCUCCUGACAGAAUUUGCAGAUUUAAAGCUGAAUACAAGAUUAAAGGUUUUGUUGAGAUGAAUGUCCUGAGGGUCCAAUCUCAAUCUGAAGUCUCUGCUCUCCUCUGCUGCUUUUUUGAUGAAUAAUAGGAGCGGGGACAGAGGCAGAGGAGAGAGAUAUGUGUGAGCAUUAAAUGUGUAUUCAUCAGGACUGGGCCCGGCCAUUGACAGGCUAAUCAAUGUUUAGUAAUAAGGCUGAAUGUGGAAUGAGGUGUGGGGGGUCUGGGUCGGGACGGAGGGGAAAGAGAUAUCAAUUAAGCAGGGAACUGCAGAGUCUGGGCCCGAGGAGCUGAGACGGCAAUAUCCAGACUCUGGUUCAUUAACUAAACAGUGUGUGCUGAAUGCAAAACUCCAGUGGCCACCCUUCACUUCCACCCCCUCCUCUCAACUCCACCACCACCACCAGCCAAGGCACCCAUCCCAAAUGUAAGCGGCUGCCUUAUUCAAUGGAAAUGAGGGGGUCUCUGCAGCAGGUAGGAAAACGCCUCUGAUAGCUCACAUAAUGAAAUACCUCAGAGGGCGUGCGGGGAAAUCACAUCCACGCAUGAUGCAAUAAAGUGAAAUGUGCAGGGCGCCUGCAGGUUGGAAAUGCAAAACAAGAGCUAAACACAUUAGCAAAUUAUAUUGAGAGAUAUUUGCAUACAAUAUGCAUUCUGUGUAAAUUAGCAGAAACAGUGGGUAAAGUAAAUAGACUCAUUGCCAGCUCACACUUUGUCUCCAGAGUGGAAAACAAGCCAAAGAAAUAAUUAUGUAGUUUUUCACAAAAAGGGAGUACGAGUGGGGGUGCAACUUCCAGCAAAACGCUAUAUCCUGUUUCUGAAGCUAAAGGGCUCAGCGAGACCUCCACCCAGGCCACAGAGCCGAUCACCCACAGUACUCUGACCUGCAGGUGUAGCUACUACAUAUCGGAUCAGUCAGAUCAACUAUAAUGUGAAGUAGAUCAUGAUAAAACAUAACAGAUCAGCAGUAUUUGACCGCCGAUCUCGCCUGAUUGAGACACUGGGGCCCGGCUAUUUUGGUAGGUAAUUCUAGUCAUUCAGAACUCUUAAGGUCCUUACACACCGGGAACGACGCAAAUAUAUGACGUGAAAUUACGAAAUAUUCAGAGGAGAAUUUUGACGCGCUUGACUAUACACAUAAAGCGCGAUGUGACGCGUCCUGGAUGGAAGCGAGAAGACUGACCCAACAGCAGACUGAGUGUUUUUCAGUUCUGAUUAGACAUGGUAGGAGAAAACAUACUUUGAAUCUUUGCAACUCCUUUAAUUCAGGUUUAUUGGCAGAUUUCUUCAACAGUAGGCUGAAACAGAUUCAGUUUCCAACCCGGUAACAGCAGCUAAGCUAAAUGGCACCACACAGAAACUGCCCACCUGAUUUGUUUAUAUUCAGCGAACCCAUAAUGACCAACACUACAAACCAACAUGACAACGAAUCUGAGUCUAUCGAACACAGGCAAACCAAUGUGCGCCCUGAUUUCUGGUGCUGGCUGCAGUCUUAGCUCAUGUUACAACCUUUUACCAAGUUUUACAAAAAACUGGGACUGUGUUUUUUCCACAACCAUGAUGACAAACAAAUAACAGGAAUCAGAAUCAGAAUCCUCCAAAGAGGUAAGAAACUAGUCUGCGUCAGUACGCAUUUCUAAAAGUACUUAAUGAAUAAGGUUCACCAACAACUGAAGCACUAGUGAUUUUAUUAAACUCCCUAAACUCCACUUAAAUCUCCAAGGUCAGCCCCACCCUCUUAAGACGUCGUAUUUCUGCAAAAGCAAUGAUGAAAAUUGCUGUACCCCAAAGUCUCCAACCCUGCCCAUCAGUUAAAACCAUUAAGAAUACAAAGAACCUCAAUACUUCCUUAUGGGGAUACAAGUUAAUAUACUGCUGCAACCACAGAUUUGAUAUAAUGAAUAAUUCACUUGUUGUCUGAAGGUUGUGAGCUCCACAGAGCCCAAACCUGCAGCUGUUAUUCCCAAUCUCAGGAGAGCAAUUUACAGCCCAUGAGAGGCCCUGACACCCGACACCUUUUCACUCUUUAUUAAAUGCAUUCACCUUGUUGAUGAUGCAUUAGGAAUCCCAAAGUGGCCCACCGCCAAAUAUCUCCAGAAUUCACAUUCCUCUCAACAGCUCAUCUCAUUUAUCCACCGAACAGUCUUAUAACUGUGGAAACAACUCUUCAAACUGACCCGGUACCGUCUUCUCUGAGCGUGUCAAAAGUACUGAAGUGUUCAAGUGUUGUGUUACUGUUUUAAAGUUGGGUUACAAGUUACUGUUACUGUCAUUUUCUAACAUUUUGUUUCUUAUUUUUCCAAUCAGUCGAUUCGUUGAUAGUCUGUAUUUAUUUAUGAUUAAAGAUGAAUAAUUUUCAGCAUUUCUAAACCCAAUAUGAAGCUAAAAACCCACUUUUGUUCCUCGGCUUUUGACCCAGCAUGAGACUGCAUUUGUUUAUUGCUUUUUUAUGGUUUUUUAAAAAUAUUUGAAACAACUAUUUAUUGUUGUUUUAUGUUUUUAUGUUCUGAACAGCACUUUGUGUCAGCUUUGUUUGUAUUUAAAGUGCUCUAUAAAUAAAGUUGAGUUGAGUAUAUGAGACCAAGUUUGCACAGGAAAUGGUAGAAACUGAAAAAAUUUACCAUAAUAUACUUUUUAGAAGUUUGACUGAGAGAAUAUUGACUGUUUCUUCACUGAAAAAUGACUCAAACCUACGAACACAGCCAUGUUUUAGUUAUUUAUGUGUGAGCCGAUGUAAGCCAAUCACAUAUUUUUCUUAAUUAGUUCCGGCAACCUCCCUUUUCUCGUCUUUUCUGAUUCUCACAAACACUUAUACGCUGACGAUACUGUCAUAUUUACUUCCAAACAGACAAGCUAACUUUGAUGUUUGGUUGUUGAAUUAUUACUUAAUAAAAGUUAAACCGAUUUGAUGUUUGGUUUAGACUGAGACCAAAGACCCUAAAUCUUAUCCUUUAUUCUGAAAAUGAUACCAGGAGACCGCUCAAACAUGGUGCACGUGGUUGGAAGCUCUAAAAUGCUUGUAAAGGUUCCCCCCUUCAGAAUAGACGAGAUAAUAAACAACAGUACAGAUGAGCUAGGCUGCAUGUUUGUGUGUAUUAAAGAUGUUUUUAAAAUAAAGUUAUUUACCUGAAUUGGUCUCACUAAAAGUUCUUAAGUCUUAAUGUUUGAUUUUCUAAUAGAGUUUGUCGUCUGUGUGGCUAAAAUUUCAUGUUUUUCUCGUGUUUUGUUACACGAUUUGAUUUGUACUGUGAGACCUCAAGUAUAACAUCCCUCAGACGAGAAUUACCCAUCAGCCCCUGCAAGUUUAGCUUAAACAUUGGGGUUGUGUUUCUGGGACACGAUUCAUGUCUUGAUGCAGAGAGUAAAAUUCAAUAUACUGCUUUUCUUAACGCAAAGAGAUCAAAUAACAAACUUGACUUGUUGUAUUUAUAUUGGUCACAGUCCCUAAAGCAUCAAAUAUCAUCACAGUACAUUUACGCCUUCUGUAGAGAUUACCUUUAAUCCGCCUAAACGUAGAAGACUUUAAUCUUUGCAUCUGAAAUAUUUCUUCAAAGUUGACUGUUUAGGAGGCACCAUUUUCCAACCUCUCUGACACAACUUCACUACCAACACAAUACAAUUUCCUCCAAACAGGUGACACAAAAACAACCAUUAUUCUGAAAUUUGUGCUCAAAACAACAAUUCCAACUACCCAUGUUGGACAAAAUACUCCAUGUUUCCAAAAUAUAAAAGCAGAAUUAAAAAAAUACUCUGUCUACAACGAUGCAAAGAUGACAGGAGGGUUUAGUUGCAAUGAGGUUCUGCAUGCGAGGAGGCCCUGAUGAAUAGGCAACUUUGGAGGCAGCAGGGAUGAGUAAAUGUUGCUUCCAGCAGAGAGGGGGACUGCAGCUGACCUCAAAAUUGUCAUGUCUGCACACGAGGAGGGGAAACAAUGAAAACAUGCAGGAAACGCUGCGCUGUGGCUGCUCAGAUACGUCACGUCUUGAUGCAUGUAGAAGGAAAAACAUUGGAAAUGGAGGAAGUGGAUGUUAGAUUGAUCUGCUCUUUUCCUCCUCUGGUGUUUUGUGGGUUAGGCCGAAUGUGCGAGCGGGGCUGCAGCAGGAGAAUGACUUGCUGUUAAUUGAUUAAUGGAUCACUUGUAAUGAAAGAAGAAAUUACAAGCAGAGCUUCACCACAAAUGAUUGUGUUAUCGAACCAGCAAGACUGCAGAGAGGACGUUUCUCUGAGAGGCAGAAAAGAACCGGAAAAUGAACAAAAAUGUUGAUUUUUUUUUUCUGUUUUUGGAUGAAAUCAACAUCGUCAAGCUGAAAGAAAAACCAUCUUCUCCUUCAACACGAGCCUGAACAAGAGAUUGUGUGUCUGUGUUUGUGUUAUUUGCUAAUAACAGCUUCAGGAGUCAGAAAUAAGAGCAUCAUCCAAAUGUCACAACACGCAGGGCCCUCAGACUCCUCUUUUCUCUCCACAUGCCUGUUGACACUCUGAGUGUGCGCGUCCUGCACGUACACCGCCCACUAGCGGUCGCUAUCGACCCCCUGCAUGGAUUCAUUGCGACUUCAUUUAACACACUUGUACGUGCAGGCUUCACGUGCACAUGAGCAACAACGCACUCAACCCAAAGGCAACUUCUUCAAGAUUCACCUGGAUUCAUGUUCUCCUCAAAGGAGGAGCGCUGAUUUUCAUGCACGUCCCAAACGGCAGAAAAAGCAAUAAAAAUGCAAAUUUCAAUUUGAUCAAAUUACACACACAUCAGUAUUUCCACUCAUGAAGUCCACCUCAUGCCUCUGCUUACCUGAUAAACACUACCGUUUCCCACAAAUAGAUCCCCAGCGCGUUUAGUCGGCACAUUUUUGCCAGUCUCAUUUUGUUUUGGAGGAGGGGGGAUAAGGUGUUCCUGAAGGGGAGGGGGGUCACACUCUUGAGAGGAUGAAAAAUCCCCCUCCAGAGAGAAAAAAGAAAAAAUCCUUCAGUGGUAGGAGAGGAGGAGGAAGAGGAGGAGAGGGGAUGGGGGGGUUGUGGUUAUGGUUUAUGACCUCCAAGGUGAGCCGGCAAUGUUCCGAUUCUUCCCCUCAGAUUCCGGAGUCGCCGGUGCUGAGCCGCGGGAUGCUCAUGACCUCACCGGCCGUGAAAUCAUGCUCGUGUCCGCUCACACUCCCUCCGGCGAGAAAUCCACUAAAUCCAGCCCGAGAUAGUGUUCAGGACCACGGACAGAGGCAGGCGGAGGUACCGGUGGGGCUGCGGGGGGAGAAAGCUCGUCCAGGUUUUGGCUCCGAGGGGGGACAGAGAGGGGAGGAGGAGGAGGAUGGGGGUGCUCGAGAGGAGGUUAGUCGCUCACAGGCUGUUGUUAAUUGACACACAAUUACACCCUCUUAAGUCCAGUCUGCGCGAUCCACAGCGCGUAAAGGGGGAAUCAGACAUAUUCCUGUGAAAAGAGCUGUUGGAUCAGCGGGCAGCUGCGUCUCACUGUCUCCAGAGGUCUUCGAAACUGUGCAGGAGCGUUAAAUCCCCUAAUUCCACACACUGAAUAGUCCCACACAGAGGAGUGCGUCUCUCAGAUCUGAAGGAUGGCUCUCACAUGCAUCCCACAGGAAGCUGGAGCGCUGCUCUGGAUCCGUGCGUAUCGGCUGUUGCGGGAGUCCCGGAGCUGCUGCUGCUGCUGCUGCUGCUCAGAGAGGGGGAUCUGCAGGUAGAAGUGGUCGGCCUCCUUUUCUUCUUCUCCCUGUCCUUCCUCUUCACCUCCUCCUGCUGCCUCUUCUUCCUCUCGUAGCUGUCUCCCAGGGGCGAGUAGUAGUAGAAGUAGUAGUAGUAGUAGUACUUGGCGCUGAGGCAGCACGGCUCAGCUACUCCCAUUGUCUGGUGGUGGUCAAGUUGGAGACGCACCUGCGGCCGCCGCUGCUGCUGCUGCUGCUGCUGCUGCGCUCCGCAUCCGCUCCCAUCCGGGCACCGCGUCCGUCAAAGCAGAAAAAAAACCUGUAUGUAUCCCCUCCAGACAGGUGAGAGUGUUAUAAGCACGUAGAGAGCUGCGUUUCGGACCGAUAGGGACCCUCUUCCAUGGUAGGAGAGCGGCAGCGACACUGGCCCCUGCCCCGGCGCACUCACACACACUCACGUACACACACACACGGACGGAGGUACAGUAUGAACGGAUCAGCCAGCCCCGGCGCGCUCCGACACUGUAUUUUCUUGCUGCAGUCAUUUAGCAAACUCCAAAAAACGCACCUCACAGCAGACAGACACGCCCACUCGGUGUUCUCAUUGGUCAGCGAGGUCCUGAGAGCGCCUCUGAUUGGCUGUUGGAGUUGUCACUAGCUGGGAAUGAGCUCUGCCCCUCCUGCACGAAUCCGCCUGAGGAGGAAUCUGUGUAAUAAGAACUUAUUGAUGAGUUUACACGGACCUUACAGACAUAUUGUAAGGAAGAUAGAUUAUAUAGAUGCUAAAGGGAGGUGAAACUGCACUUAUGAGAAAUUAAAUAGCUUUUUUUUCCCCCUCAGCAUCGAGCUUUUCAAACCCUGAAGUGGCACAAAAUGAUGCAUGUGCAAAAGUGAUGAAAACUAAGUGGAAAUAAAAAACAGAGGUGCUGAGAUUUUAAAGUCGUUUUGCUCUUAGCAUUAAAAGUGCAGUGAUUUAUCGCUUUAAACCCUCAUCCGAAUGAACUUAAUCUCAAAGUUUUCCCUUAGAUUUGUCCUCGAAGAGCCAGAAUGUUUAUUCUGAAUGAGAAAAGUGAAUAAAACUCCAAAUAUAAGCACUUUAAGAUGAGUAAGUCUCAUUAUAGCACAAGUCUGGUGAGUUCAUCAGUGGAUGCUAAGCUAAAAAUGGCUAAUAAGAAACUCUCCAUCUCUAAAAACAACAAAAACAGGAUAUAAACAGUCUGCAAACAUGACAGGAGAAGUUGACCUGGUGUCUUUCUGGCACAAGUCUAGGGUAGGGCUGUACAAUUUAUCAAUUUUAAACCGUGAUCAGAUUAUUUGACUAUGACAAUGUCAAAAAAAUUAAAAUCAUCAAAGGGAUUUUCCUCUCUAUCAUGUCUCGCACCUCUAGGCCACCGUAGGCUCCCUGUUCCUGCAGUUCCCUCACACACCAGCGUAAACAAACAUGGCGUUUGAAAAAGAAGGCGAUAAUUUCGUGGUUAGAUAGGACAAGAGCGAGUCAGUCAUGUGGAAUUCGUACGACUUCACAGUUUCAGAAGAAGAACAAACCACUCCCCGCUGCAAAGUCUGUCUGAAGGUGGUAUCAACCCGUCCACACAGGAUUAAACGCUUAAGUUUUUUGUCGUAUUGGCGUAUUGUCGUAUUUCAUCCACACGGCAAAACAACGUUUCAGGUGACUGUAAACGGUACUUUUUGAAAACGGGUCAGAGAGUGAAUAAAUCUGUAAACAACGACCAUUUAAAAAAAAUAAUAAUUUUUUUUGGCCAAGUCAUGCAGCCCUAGUCUGGGGCAUUUGAAGCUCCUCCCAGAUUUAAAUUAACACCUAUACCUCUUCAUGAUAUAAUCUAAUUAAUGUUUUGAAGUGUAGCAGAUCAAGCCCUUCAGAGAGUUACUACUUUUUGCAGGUGGUGUUCAUGGACUUUGGCUAAAUGUGAUUUUGAUUCUUUCACAUGAGACACAAACAGUGGAGUGAAUCAGAAAGACUCGGGUUAAGAUGUCCAUGCUGUGUUGGUGAAAAAGGCUGAACCAUACACAAAUCAAGGAUCAAAUUAUAGGCAAACACAACAACAACAAAACUUACCUUAAAAGUGCACAGAUCCAAACUCCACAAAGGUCCAAAAAUACAGAGCAGCCAAAGAGUAAUCCACCAAGAAUAAACAGAUCAGACUCAAUUACUGGUGCAGGUAAAAAAACUGGUGAUAAAACACAGGUGAGACAAACUUCCCCUCUUACUUCUUCUUUCUCUUUAAUGGUGGUUGACAAACAAACUCAGGGUGCAAUACUGCCACCAGCAGGACGGGAGUGUGAAUCAGGAGACAGAGAAAUGAUCUGAGUGAUCCUGGUUCUCCAAACUUUGUCUUCUGAGUGCGACAGCCGGGAAGUGUGAUACCUGCUCAGGUGAACAUGCAGAGAUUGGUCUGAAUAAGUAAUGUUUGUGUCCAAUCUGGAAUUGAUUUCACUUCCUCAGCUUAUGUGGCUCAAGUCUUUGCAGCACUAUCUCUGGAAACGCUGCAUCAUUUGCAUAUUGAUGGUUUGUAAUUCCAAAGAGGAUUACACAAACUAAUCCGAUAAUUUUACAACAGGCUUUUACAAUGCACUUAUACUGCUUGCUAGAGUGCUCAGAUCACUGAAAUAUUGAUAUGAUAUUCCAACAAGCUCUUCUUUUAUAUUUAAGGAGCACUUUCUACCUCUGCACACACACAAAAAUACACAAAAAACACACACAAAAGCACACACAAACAUCCUCCUCCUCAGGAUCGUUUUGUCCAAAGUGUCCGCUGGAACGUGACUCUGAUUCUGAGGCCCGCAGGCACACGAGGAAUCACAAGGCUGAGUGAUACUGGGACUGGAGAGCACACACUGACACACACACAAUAACACACACUGACACACUCACACACACACACUCACA